CGGAGGAGAAUGGAGUGACAGGGCGGCCGCAGGCUGGGGGGCGGGGGGCGCGCCGCGGGAGGGGGGAGGGGAGCCGGGAGGAGGACGCGGCGGCGGCGGCGGCGGCGGCGGAGGCUCUGCGCGGCGGGGGACGCCGGGCGCGCGGGGCAGGGAUAAUGCGGUAGGCGCGGCGGGCGCCCGGCGGCGGCUCCGGCUCCGGCCCCGGCCCGGCGGCGGCGGCGGCGGCUCCCUCGGCGGCGCCCCAGGAGGCGCUGACAGCCCCGCCGGCCGGCCCCCCCGCUGCCCGCCGACUGUCAAUGGAGCUGGAAAACAUCGUGGCCAACACGGUCUUGCUGAAAGCCAGGGAAGCGAACAAGAGAGAGGAGAGACAUAACAGCACUGCUUCACCGUCCAUGAAGCCUCCUCCCCAGCGAUGUCCAUGGUCCUGCCAUGUGGUGCCUGAGUUCACACCAAAGACCUUGUGCCAGACAGGGGGCGGAGGGAAACGCAAAGGGAAAAGCAAAAAGUGGAAGGAGAUCCUCAAGUUCCCGCACAUCAGCCAGUGUGAAGAGCUCCGGAGGACCAUCGACAGGGACUACUGCAGCCUCUGCGACAAGCAGCCCAUCGGGAGGCUGCUCUUCCGACAGUUCUGUGAGAGCCGGCGUGGCCUGGAGCGCUCCAUCCAGUUCCUGGACUCCGUGGCAGAAUAUGAAGUCACUCCAGAUGAGAAGCUGAGGGAGAAGGGGAAGGAGAUCAUGGCCAAGUACCUCACCCCAAAGUCUCCAGGCUUCAUCACGCAAGUCGGCAGGGAGCUGGCCUCGCAGACGGAGGAGAAGCUCCUUAAGCAGCCCUGUAAGGACGUCUUCGCUGCCUGUGUCCAGUCUGUCCACGACUACCUGCAGGGGGAGCCCUUCCACGAGUACCUGGACAGCAUGUACUUCGACCGCUUUCUGCAGUGGAAGUGGCUGGAGAGGCAACCGGUAACCAAAAACACCUUCCGGCAGUACCGAGUCCUCGGGAAAGGUGGUUUUGGCGAGGUGUGCGCGUGUCAGGUGCGGGCCACGGGGAAGAUGUACGCCUGCAAGCGCCUGGAGAAGAAGCGCAUCAAGAAGCGGAAGGGCGAGUCCAUGGCCCUGAACGAGAAGCAGAUCCUGGAGAAGGUCAACAGCCGCUUUGUGGUGAGCCUGGCCUACGCCUAUGAGACCAAGGACGCCCUGUGCCUGGUCCUGACCAUCAUGAACGGGGGUGACCUCAAGUUCCACAUCUACAACAUGGGGAACCCCGGCUUCCAGGAGGAGCGGGCCUUGUUCUACGCGGCCGAGAUCCUGUGCGGCUUGGAGGACCUGCACCGCGAGAACACCGUCUACAGAGACUUGAAGCCCGAGAACAUUCUGCUGGAUGACUAUGGUCACAUCAGGAUCUCGGACCUGGGCCUGGCCGUGAAGAUCCCUGAGGGAGACGCGAUCCGUGGCCGGGUGGGCACGGUGGGCUACAUGGCGCCCGAGGUCCUCAACAACCAGCGCUACGGUCUGAGCCCCGACUACUGGGGCCUGGGCUGCCUCAUCUAUGAGAUGAUCGAGGGCCAGUCGCCCUUUCGCGGCCGCAAGGAGAAGGUCAAGCGGGAGGAGGUGGACCGGCGUGUGCUGGAGGUGGAGGAGGCCUACUCAGCCAAGUUCUCCGCGGAGGCCAGGUCCAUCUGCAGGAUGCUGCUCACCAAGGAUGCCAAGCAGCGGCUGGGCUGCAGAGAGGAAGGGGCUGCAGAGGUGAAGAGACACCCCUUCUUCAGGAACAUGAACUUCAAGCGCCUGGAGGCCGGCAUGCUGGAGCCACCCUUCGUGCCUGAUCCCCGAGCCGUCUACUGCAAGGACGUGCUGGACAUCGAGCAGUUCUCCACUGUCAAAGGCGUCAACCUGGACCACACGGACGACGACUUCUACUCCAAGUUCUCCACCGGCUCCGUGUCCAUCCCCUGGCAGAGCGAGAUGAUCGAGACAGAGUGCUUUAAGGAACUCAACGUGUUUGGCCCCCACGGUACCCUCUCACCAGACCUGAACAGGACCCACCUCCCGGAGCCCCCCAAGAGGGGGCUGCUACAGCGGAUCUUCAAGCGUCAGCAUCAGAACAACUCCAAGAGUUCCCCCAACUCCAAGGCCAGUUUUAACCACCAUGUGAAUUCCAACCACGUGAGCUCCAACUCGACAGGGAGCAGCUAGUGGCAGCUGUGGCGUCACCGUCCACCGUGGGACCAGCCCAGACCAGCCUCCCAGGAAACGCAAGGUGACCAGGGGACCCCAGGCUCCGGCCAGGGAGGACCCCCAGCCCCGCGGCCCAGGGCUGGGGCCCCACCCGCCGAGCCCCCCUCCCCGGAUCCCACUCAGGUCUGUUUCCAGAGGCGGCCGAGAGCCGGGGGGGUCACCCACCCGGAGUUGUCUCUGUGGAACUUUGCAAUAGAAAUCUGCUCGGACACGACCACGACGACUCACCCGCGUUUUCCUAGCGUCCUCACUAGAACUGAAUUUUUUGUCUCUAUUAUUUUUUGAGAAGAAAAAAAAAGUUUUUGUAAAUUUCUCUAUUGUCUCAGUUUACAUUUUUGUAUAUUUGUAUUUAAAUGGAAGCCCGGCGUGCAAGGGUGUGUAUUUUCUGUGUAGACAACUUAAAGCCAUGUGUUUCAGACAUUUGAGAGAAGGCGGAGGGGUGGGACAGACACACACACACACACACACACACACACACACACACACACUGUGACUCUGUCAGACUUGCAGAGCCUCCAGUGAGAAGUCUGUUUCUAUUAAAUGUAGAGAAUGGUUCACAGCUCA
Molecule: messenger RNA, 2798 nt
Organism: Erinaceus europaeus (western European hedgehog)
Lineage: Eukaryota; Metazoa; Chordata; Mammalia; Eulipotyphla; Erinaceidae
Gene: GRK5
Product: G protein-coupled receptor kinase 5
Exons: 17
Coding region: 297-2192 (631 amino acids)
Biological process (GO): protein phosphorylation; signal transduction; regulation of signal transduction
Cellular component (GO): cytoplasm
Molecular function (GO): ATP binding; G protein-coupled receptor kinase activity
Source: RefSeq, a predicted model, not a curated record